AUGCAUGAAGAAGAAGUGGAAGUGAGGAUUGGUACUCAGGUCAUCCCUAAAAGAGAUAGUUUUAAGUAUCUUGGGUCUAUUAUUCAAGGCAACAAGGAGAUUGACGAGGAUGUUACUCAUCGUAUUGGAGCGGGGUGGAUGAGAUGGAGGCUCGCCUCGGGGGUUUUGUGUGAUAGGAAUAUGCCACCUGCACUUAAGGGCAAGUUCUAUAGAGAGUUGAUUAGACCGACUAUGUUGAAAGACAGGAUUAGGAAUAAGGUUAUUAGGGACAAGGUAGGAGUGACAUCUGUGGGGGACAAGUUGCGGGAAUCGAGGCUGAGAUGGUUCGGGCAUGUGAAGAGAAGAGACAUAGAUGCUCCGGUGAGGAGGUAUGAGAGGUUGUCUAUGGCGGGUCUGAGGAAGGGAAGGGAUAGGCCUAAGAAGUAUUGGGGAGAGUCCUACGAUUGGCAAAGGCGAAGCAAGGAUUUCAACUAUACGGAUUCAGAUGAUAUCAAAGUGAUGGCUUUGAAUGUUAAUAACUGA
Molecule: messenger RNA, 522 nt
Organism: Nicotiana tabacum (common tobacco)
Lineage: Eukaryota; Viridiplantae; Streptophyta; Magnoliopsida; Solanales; Solanaceae
Source: RefSeq, a predicted model, not a curated record